CACUAUAUAUAUAUAUAUAUUGAUUGUAAUGAGGCCUACCGAUGUUAAGUGAAUAAUAAGAAAACCUUAUAGGUUCGACCGUGGACUAGUCUCGUUCAUCUUGAACGAGGAAACCACGUAAAUCUCUGUGUCGAUUCUGUUUUUGUUUCGUACUAGUUUCGUUUUCGAUUUACAUGGUAUCAAAGCUUGCUGCAAUGGAUUCCGAUCAUAUCUUUACCCAUCUCAACUCAAAGAAUUACGCUCUUUUGGGAAAUUCAAUUUCGUAUUUUCAUCGAGGGAAAGCGGUUGAUUUGCGCAAGAAGUUUUGCAAUGGGUUGCAAAGGUGAAGACGACGCUCCUCAAUUGCAAAGACUCAUCAAUUGUUCUCGAGCUGCGGUUGCUACCAACUGCCGCUGACAUGUGGAACCACCUUGCUAAGAUGUAUGCCACCACCGCUGACAUGUGUUUUGGACUACCUGAUUCGGGAGGAGGCCAAAUUUUGCAAGCAGGCGUCGCUGGAUACUCACCCAAGAAGUGGCAUGGUCGCCUUCAGCGCUGCUGGUCACGCUAAAGCAAAGGCGUCACCGCUACCGCACCUUGUUCGGAUCCAAAGGGGACUAUAGUAUGUGCUGAUUCUGAUGAUGAUCCUGUCAGAGAGGUUUAUGCCGCCAACCGUCCUUAGUUACAACGUCGGGUUCCAUCUGGGUAUGUUGAGUGCCAAUUUUGUAGGGUUAGACGACAUACGUAGAAAUACUGCCGCAAACGAAUUACUGUAAGAAAUCGAGAUAUAUAAUCUCCGAUUGUCAAGUUUUGCGGGAUCGAAUUCUUGAGGGGAGUGUCUUUGCUGAGCCUAGAGCAUGUGGGGCUAGUUCCUCAUAGAGUUGCGCGCCCCUACUUAUGCUGCCCAACUUGCUCCAGCGACGGAUGGUGCCCGACUUUCACUGGAUUCUCUUGAGAAGAUAACGAGCAAAGCCAUUGUGUCUGUGUUUUCCAGUCUUUAGGUUUUUGGUAAAGUUCCAAAAUGGAUUCUUGACUCUGCUUAUUUUAAUCACAUGAGAAGUGAUGUGUAAGUUCUUAAGCAGAUUCGUUCUGUUGAUAAUAUGGGUUGCAAGUUGUGAAUGGUGAUUGCAUUGAUGUUACUAGCAUGCGAUCUGUUCAAUAUUUGACUGUGGAUUUAUCUGACUCUACAUGUUCCUAAACUCGUUCUGUUGGGAAACUUACAGACCAGAACUGUCGUGUUGUGUUUUCAGCUUCUGGUUGUUAUUCAUGACCUGAAAACGGGAAGGAUAUCAGUAAAGGUAAAAAAUGGAUCACAUUUUCUACAUUCCAUUUGUGGCAUGCUCGUUUGGGGAAUGCAAGUUCUAGUCCGUUAGCUCUUAUGUUUAAACAACAAUUAUUUGGUCAUAAUACUAUGACAACAUGUUCCUCAAAUUUCUCUUGUUAAAGCUAUGAUAGAAGCCAAGAUUACUCGGAUUUCUUUUAUGUCCAGUCAAAUUAUUAUUUUUGAACCCUUUCAGCUUGUUCAUAAUGAUGUUUGGGGCCUAAGGACUAAGAGAAAUAGAUUGUUGAGGUUUGAUUCGGGUCCAAUUGCACAGGUUUUCUCCCCAUAUUCGUGAUGUGUUUUAAACAUUUUAUCAUGUGAGGUUCGAUUUUACGCUAGGGUGUGCAUGUUUCAAGUAUGUUUCAUAUCCUAGCAGGUGGAAUUGGCCUCAGGAGCAAAAGUUGGACGAGAGGGAGCCAAAACGGAGGAUCAAAGUUGAAGCCAGUUUUUCACGGUCACGUCGACCGUGAUAAUGGAGCCCAGACUGUGAAGAGCAAUGAGACCAGAGAAGAUUGUGUGCCUCGCGGGCCUAAACGACAUCACGGUCACGCGACCGUGAUAAACUGAUAAUUCGCCCCCGACCGUGAAGAUGUUAAAUGAUACGACGCGUUUUUGUUCGAGAUCAUGGUCCACGCUUCAAGUUCACGACUGUGAACUGGGAUCAUGAAAUGCGUGCGAUCUGGGUAUUUAAGGAGAAGGGAGGAGCCUAGUGAGAGAAUUGCAUCUUCUUCCUCAAAUUUUAGAGAGAGAGAGAGAGUGACGAACAAGAGAGGAGAAGAAAGCUAGGGUUUCCUCCAAGCUUGAAGAUUUGAGCCAAUUUGACCAAGGUAAAGGAAAAUCCCCUUCUUGCCAAGAGGCUUUCAUAAGCUGAAAUUCCUUGGCCAAAUUGAGCCACCUAUGUUUUAGCGCUUUGAGUUGGUUUUUGUGUACCCUUCUAGAUUAAGGUCCGAGGGAGAAGUCUGGGAAACCCUUAGUCGGUUGGCCAAGAGAGCUUAUUCGUUUGCUUGAUUUGAGAUCCCUUGGCCUAUCGACCGAGCGAGUGAAGCUUCUUCACUAGUUGCGCUCUCCUACAGUUUACAACCACUUUUCCACACACUUGCGUUCUUUUCAAUUAAUCUUGAUAUAUGGCUAGGGGGAGCAACACCCGGAUGAAGUCUUCUCGUAUAGUAUUCAAAACCAUUUACCUUUUCGCUUGCUUUCAAUUGUAAUCCAUAGUUUUCACUAAAAAUCGAUUGCUAGAUAAUGUUUCAAACGAUUGAUGUAGGGGUACAUGCAUCAACCGGGCUUGAAAUUUAAGUACUUUCCCUAUACUGCACCUGACUAGAGUUUAUACUUGGGCUCUAGUUGGGAUUUUAAUCCAUGGUGUAGUAGUAGUCGAGGCAAGGUCCAUUAAACUUGCCAAAAAUCAUUAUAAUCGUCUUCGAGUAAUGUGUUCUGGAGACUUUCCAGGUUUAUUGAUAUUCUCGGUAUUUCAUUUUCCUUCGUUUAUUAUAAUGUUAGAGAUGGUGACCAAAUUUCUCUCUUAUAUUGGAGUUUUCAUUUUAUUGCAGUGGUUGAAGUGUUUGAUAUUGGGAAUAGUUGCCAAUUAAAUGCCAUCCUAGCAAUGCCGGUGAUCGUUCUCUCAUCAUGGUCAUUACAUCAUUAUAUGUCGUUCCUUACAAUGGUAAUUUGCAUAUAAAUUAGAGACAACUAAUUAAUUGAUCUUCAAAUAUGCAGGCGAUAACACCUUCUCCUCAACUGGAGCAACCUUGCUGCUGGUGAAUUCAAGAAUUCCGCAAAUCAAUAAUUAACAUGCUUUUUUGGUGAAUACAGUGAUGGCGAGGCACCAAUUCUUCUAAUGAAAGCACAGGGAAAACUCAACAGUCAGUCCCAAGCAAAACACUAUUUGAGGUCAAUCAAUUAAAAAUUAAAGAUGGAGAAGAGAUAAUAAUCAAUUUCGAUUUAACAAGCCAUUAACUAUAUCAUACUAAAACUUGCUAUGAUAUAUAGGGAAAUACGUAUUUGUCAAAUGCAAAGUUGUCAAGUUUAAGAACUGGUGGUGUUAUUCUGGAUGCAAAACCUAUCCACAAAAACUCGAAGAAGACUCUGACGAGUACUUUUGUGGGAAUUGUACAAAGACAUUAAAAAUGACAACAUAAAGGUAAUGCAACCAUUAUUACAUGAAAUUUGAUUCAGUAUAGUUCGUUGAUGAAUAUUCAUGCCAAGUAAUUAAAUAUUUAAUCAUCCAAAAUAUAAUAAUUUAUAUUGUUUUCGUACAAUUCAAGGAUUAUAUUACUAAAGCAUAAAGAUGAACAUUUUCC
Messenger RNA from Linum trigynum, 3600 nucleotides. The record is from the annotation of a GenBank genome assembly. Lineage: Eukaryota; Viridiplantae; Streptophyta; Magnoliopsida; Malpighiales; Linaceae.